AUGUACAUCGUUUUCCUUCUCCCACUUGUCUAUCUCUUCACGAGGACUGUCUACCGUAUCUACUUUCAUCCUCUUAGCAAGAUUCCAGGGCCCAAGAUAGCAGCAGCCACUCACUUUCACGAAUUUUACCACAAUGUCAUCCGUGGUGGAAAGUUCAUAUGGGAGAUUGAGAACAUGCAUAGAAGAUACGGCCCAAUUGUGCGAAUAAACCCGCGAGAAGUGCAUAUCUCUGAUCCAUCAAUGUACGACGAGAUCUAUGCUGGUGGUGGACGAAAGCGCGAAAAGGACCCGUCCCUGGUGUCAUCUUAUGCUUCAUCAUAUGCGGCGCUGGCAACAAUCGACCAUGACCUUCACCGGGCCCGUCGAGCCCCACUGAAUCCGUUCUUUUCAAAGAAAGCUGUAUCAGAGCUCUCGGACAUUCUUCAUGAGAAGAUAUUUCUUCUAUCGUGGCACCUUGAACGGGCACAUACAGAACGAGCUGGGAUCACAUUAAGUACUGCCUUGAUUGCACUGACAGGCGACAUUAUCACGCACUACCUUUAUGGUCAAGACAACGGGUACCUGAAAGACCGAGACCUGGCGAAAAGAAACAUGGUAUGGGAGAUCAUGGCUGAGGGCACUAGUGCAUGCCAUCUGUUCCGGUUCUUCCCAUGUAUUCCAACGUUAACAAAGGCAUUGCCUGGACGACUCAUGCGCCUCAUUCGUCCAGCGUUGUCAAAUGUCUACGAUAUGCAGGAACAGAUUGCACACCAAUCAGAGGAAGCCCUAUCGCUUCACGGUCCUUCGAAACUAAGGACGAUCUACCAUGCUCUGAAUGACCCCUCCGUCCCUACUUCCGAGCGGUCCCUAGCUCGUCUGCGCGACGAGAGCUUCAUCGUCCUGAUCGGAGGAACCGAAAGCACAGCGGCGACAUUGACAUUUGCAAUAUAUCACCUUCUCCGCAACAAGGAUAUGUAUCUCAAACUCCGGCAAGAGUUGCAACAAGUCAUGCCAACACCAACCAGUGAAGCGAACUGGCCACAGCUGGAGCGGCUACCGUACUUGACGGCUAUAGUCAACGAAGCCCUUCGACUAGGAGCAGCAGCCUUGCGACCAGCACGAGUCGCACCCACGGAGACACUAUAUUAUCAGGGGCACAGCAUCCCACCUGGCACCCCGGUCAGCACCAUCAGUUAUUUCAUUCACAGAAACCCUGCCAUAUUCCCUAAUCCAGAGAGCUUCAACCCCGAGCGAUGGAUCGAAGCUGCUGAACAAGGAGACAAUCUUACCCGGUAUCUCGUUCCUUUCACACGGGGUAGUAGAGUCUGUAUUGGAAUGAACCUAGCCUAUGCAGAGCUGUACAUGACUCUCGCGUCCAUUGUGCGCCGCUUUGACCUGGAACUGUACGGGACGCAGCCUAAGGAUAUGGAGUUUACACGUGAGAUGGUCGUACAGCGCCCAGAAAGAGGGGUGUGGACGCUCGAUGUUCGAGUAGUCGGCGUCACUAAAUGAAGGAGGAUGGCGGAGUCGGUGGUCACAUGGAUUGGCCUUUUCCGACAUGGACAUCUGUUGGAGAUCAUGUCACCAAAUAGAGCACAACCUCGGUUGACGAGUU
Aspergillus ibericus CBS 121593 is the source of this 1594-nucleotide messenger RNA. RefSeq names its product cytochrome P450. Bases 1 to 1491 code for a protein of 496 amino acids. The transcript has 5 exons. Lineage: Eukaryota; Fungi; Ascomycota; Eurotiomycetes; Eurotiales; Aspergillaceae. Gene Ontology annotation, molecular function: monooxygenase activity; oxidoreductase activity, acting on paired donors, with incorporation or reduction of molecular oxygen; heme binding. The record is from RefSeq and is a predicted model, not a curated record.